Molecule: messenger RNA, 246 nt
Organism: Trichoderma harzianum CBS 226.95
Lineage: Eukaryota; Fungi; Ascomycota; Sordariomycetes; Hypocreales; Hypocreaceae
Exons: 2
Coding region: 1-246 (81 amino acids)
Source: RefSeq, a predicted model, not a curated record
AUGCCUCUCGUCGUGCCCGGCAUCAUGAGCAAUUCCGACGACAAGACCCAGGUCUGGGCCAACAAGCUCGUCGGAAAGACGUUUUCGGAGACAGAAUCCAAUGAGACUAUGUUUUGCAAAAAGGACUUGCCAGAGUCUCACCGGAUUCUCAAGCCGGGUUCGAUUGUCACUAAGGAUUUCCGGCCGGAUAGAUUGAAUGUGCAUUUGAAUGAGGAUGGAACGGUGUCGCAUGUUGUUCAUGGGUAG